AUGAACGCCUGUCUCGGUGGAAUCUGGCUCUGGCUCCCUCUGCUCUUGACCUGGCUCAGCCCUGAGGUCAGCUCUUCAUGGUGGUACAUGAGAGCUACAGGUGGCUCCUCUAGGGUGAUGUGUGACAAUGUGCCAGGCCUGGUGAGCCGCCAGCGGCAGCUGUGCCACCGACACCCGGACGUGAUGCGUGCCAUCGGCCUGGGCGUGGCCGAGUGGACGGCAGAGUGCCAGCACCAGUUCCGCCAGCACCGCUGGAACUGCAACACCCUGGACAGGGAUCACAGCCUCUUCGGCAGGGUCCUGCUUCGAAGUAGCCGGGAAUCUGCCUUUGUUUACGCCAUCUCCUCAGCUGGAGUUGUAUUUGCCAUCACCAGGGCCUGUAGCCAAGGAGAAUUAAAAUCCUGUUCCUGUGACCCAAAGAAGAAGGGAACCGCCAAGGACAGCAAGGGCACUUUCGACUGGGGUGGCUGCAGUGAUAACAUUGACUAUGGGAUCAAGUUUGCCCGAGCCUUUGUGGACGCCAAGGAAAGGAAAGGAAAGGAUGCCAGAGCCCUGAUGAAUCUUCACAACAACAGAGCCGGCAGGAAGGCUGUAAAGCGGUUCUUGAAACAGGAGUGCAAGUGUCAUGGCGUGAGCGGCUCAUGUACCUUGAGGACCUGCUGGCUGGCCAUGGCCGACUUCAGAAAAACGGGCGAUUAUCUCUGGAGGAAGUACAACGGAGCCAUCCAAGUUGUCAUGAACCAGGAUGGCACUGGUUUCACUGUGGCUAACAAGAGGUUUAAAAAGCCGACGAAAAAUGACCUCGUGUAUUUUGAGAAUUCUCCAGACUACUGUAUCCGGGACCGGGAUGCAGGCUCCCCGGGUACAGCAGGCCGUGUGUGCAACCUGACUUCCCGAGGCAUGGACAGCUGCGAAGUCAUGUGCUGUGGGAGAGGCUAUGACACCUCCCGCGUCACCCGGAUGACCAAGUGCGAGUGUAAGUUCCACUGGUGCUGUGCUGUGCGCUGCCAGGACUGCCUGGAGGCCCUGGAUGUGCACACGUGCAAGGCCCCGAAGAGCCCCGACUGGGUGGCUCCCACAUGACCCCAGCGGAGGUCACCAUCCACCUUCCCUCCCACAAGGACUCCAUUGGAUCUGCAAGGAUGCUGGGCUCUUGGGUUCCCUCUGGGAGAUGUUUCCUUAGGCACGUGGCCUUUGUCUUUACGGAAGCCUCUUCCCGCUCCCUGGGGGCCCAGGACGGGGCCCACACGCUGCACAUUAAGCAUGCCCUAUUUUCUCCGACUGCCGGCAUCCUGAGGCACGUCUCUUCC
Lagenorhynchus albirostris (white-beaked dolphin) is the source of this 1310-nucleotide messenger RNA. It is a transcript of the gene WNT2, whose product is annotated as Wnt family member 2. The record is from RefSeq and is a predicted model, not a curated record. The coding region runs from base 1 to 1083 and encodes 360 amino acids. Gene Ontology annotation, cellular component: extracellular region. The transcript is spliced from 5 exons. Gene Ontology annotation, molecular function: frizzled binding; cytokine activity. Lineage: Eukaryota; Metazoa; Chordata; Mammalia; Artiodactyla; Delphinidae. Gene Ontology annotation, biological process: neuron differentiation; canonical Wnt signaling pathway; multicellular organism development.